UUCAGGAAGAAGAAGACGGGGGAGAAGAGAAAGUCAUGGACAGAGGAGUAGAAUUAAAAAGAAGCUAGCGCCCGCAGUAAAAAUAACCUUUGGAGGAGAAAAAGACAGAGAGCAGAAGAAGUGUCCGGAGAGGGAAGAGGAACAGGAUGGGGAUGGAUUUCAGCACUCUGCGUACUCUUAUCAGCCGAUAUUGUGUCGGGGAGGAGAACUGGGUCGAUAGCCGGACAAUUUACAUUGGACAUAAGGAGCCUCCUCCAGGAACUGAAGCUUUUAUACAGCAAAGAUUUCCUGACAACAGAAUAGUCUCUUCAAAGUACACGUUUUGGAACUUCAUCCCAAAGAAUAUGUUUGAGCAGUUCAGGAGAGUCGCCAACUUCUACUUCCUCAUCAUAUUUCUGGUUCAGUUGAUUAUUGACACUCCCACCAGUCCGGUCACCAGCGGACUGCCACUGUUCUUUGUCAUCACAGUCACCGCCAUUAAACAGGGUUAUGAGGACUGGUUGAGACACAAAGCAGACAACGCUGUCAACCAGUGUUCUGUCCACGUGGUGCAUCAUGGCAAAGUGGUCCGCAAACAAAGCCGCAAACUCAGGGUUGGAGAUGUGGUCUUGGUGAAAGAAGAUGAGACUUUUCCCUGUGAUCUCAUUCUCCUCUCCUCGUCUCGAGAUGACGGGACCUGCUUUGUUACUACAGCCAGCCUGGAUGGAGAGAGCAGUCACAAGACAUAUUAUGCAGUUCAGGAAACCAAAGCUUACAACACAGAGAAAGAGGUGGACACGAUCCAUGCCACAAUAGAAUGUGAACAACCGCAGCCAGACCUGUACAAAUUCGUGGGGCGUAUCAACAUCUACAUGACCAAUGAGCCAGUGGCAAGGCCGUUAGGAUCAGAGAACCUGUUGCUCCGAGGAGCCACACUCAAGAACACUGAAUAUAUCUAUGCUGUGGUCAUCUACACUGGCAUGGAAACCAAGAUGGCUCUCAAUUACCAGUCCAAGUCUCAGAAACGAUCUGCAGUGGAAAAGUCAAUGAAUGCCUACUUGGUGGUCUACCUGUGCAUUCUCAUCAGCAAAGCUCUCAUCAACACGGCACUGAAAUACGUGUGGCAGUCCGACCCCAACAAAGACGAGCCCUUUUACAACCAGAAGACGGAAGUUGAGAGACAGAGACACGUUCUAAUCAGGGCGUUCACAGACUUUUUGGCCUUCAUGGUUCUUUUCAACUACAUCAUUCCCGUGUCCAUGUAUGUCACUGUGGAGAUGCAGAAGUUCCUGGGCUCCUACUUCAUCAUGUGGGACGAUGAAAUGUUUGAUGAGGAGCUGGGGGAGAGAGCUGUGGUCAACACAUCAGACUUGAAUGAGGAACUGGGGCAGGUGGAGUAUGUGUUUACAGACAAGACAGGAACGCUAACAGAGAACAACAUGGAGUUUAUAGAGUGCUGUGUGGAUGGACACGUUUAUGUACCUCACGCUAUCUGUAAUGGACAGGUGAUGCCUGGAGCUGCCGGUAUGGACAUGAUCGACUCAUCCCCAGGUCCUGCAGCCAGGGAGCACGAGGAGCUGUUUUUCCGGGCGUUGUGUUUGUGCCACACGGUGCAGGUGAAAGAGGAGGAUACUGUAGAUGGGAUCAAACAUGGCAUUCACCAGGGCAAGUCCACUUCCUUCUACAUCUCCUCCUCUCCUGACGAGGUUGCACUGGUGGAGGGCAUGAAGAGGCUCGGUUUCACCUAUCUGAGGCUCAAGGACGGUCAGAUGGAAAUCUUAAAUAGGGAGGAUGAAGUUGAAAAGUUUGAACUGCUAGAGGUUUUGACAUUUGACUCAGUCCGACGGAGGAUGAGCGUUAUCGUCAAGGCCAGCACUGGUGAGGUUUAUCUCUUCUGUAAAGGUGCAGACUCCUCUAUCUUCCCAAGGGUCAUCUCAGGCAAAGUGGAUCAGGUCCGAGCUCGAGUGGAGCAAAAUGCAGUGGAGGGUUUGAGGACACUUUGUGUUGCCUAUCGCUCUCUGAGCCCAGAACAGUACGAGGAGGUUUUCCAACUGCUGAACAGAGCUAAGUUAGCAUUACAAGACCGAGACAAACAGCUGGCAGAGGCUUACGACCUCAUCGAGAAGGACCUGAUACUGCUGGGAGCAACUGCUGUCGAGGACAGGCUACAGGAAAAAGCAGCAGACACCAUUGAGUCUCUGCACAAAGCUGGUAUAAAGGUGUGGGUGCUGACAGGAGACAAGAUGGAGACUGCAGCUGCAACGUGCUAUGCCAGCAAGCUGUUUCAUCGCAACACCCAAAUCCUGGAGCUGACCACCAAACGCACUGAGGAGCAGAGCCUUCACGACGUCCUGUUUGAAUUGAGCAGGACGGUCCUUAGGCAGAAUGGGGGCAUGACCCGGGACACCUUCUCUGAGCUAUCAGGUGAUUGCACCGACUAUGGUCUGAUCAUUGACGGAGCUACCCUCUCUGCUGUAAUGAGGCCCGGCCAGGAGGGCUCAAACUCAGGGAAUUACAAAGAGAAAUUCUUGGAAAUCUGUCGGAACUGCAGUGCCGUGCUCUGCUGUCGAAUGGCGCCACUUCAGAAAGCACAGAUUGUCAAGUUAAUCAAAGCCUCGGAGGAGCACCCAAUCACGCUGGCCAUUGGAGACGGAGCUAAUGAUGUCAGCAUGAUCCUGGAGGCCCACGUUGGUAUUGGCAUUAUGGGUAAGGAGGGUCGCCAGGCAGUGAGGAACAGCGACUACGCCAUCCCGAAGUUCAAACACCUCAAGAAGAUGCUGCUCGUCCACGGACACUAUUACUACAUACGCAUCUCUGAACUUGUACAAUAUUUCUUCUACAAGAAUGUCUGUUUCAUUUUCCCCCAGUUCCUCUACCAGUUCUUUUGUGGCUUCUCACAACAGCCGCUGUAUGACACGGCUUACCUGACUCUCUACAACAUCAGCUUCACCUCGCUGCCCAUUCUGCUCUACAGUCUCAUCGAGCAGCACAUAAAUAUGGACAUCCUGAAGAAAGACCCUUGUCUCUACAGAGAUAUUGCUAAGAACUCUUUGCUGCGGUGGCCGACCUUCAUAUACUGGACAGUCUUGGGCGUUUAUGAUGCCAUUGUGAUGUUCUUUGGUGCUUACUUCCUGUUUGACAACACCACCUUCACCAGCAAUGGACAGCUAAUGACAACCAACACACAGAUGAUGUUUGGAAACUGGACAUUUGGGACACUCGUCUUCACUGUGCUAGUCUUCACUGUUACAUUCAAGCUGGCCCUAGAUACUCAUUACUGGACUUGGAUCAAUCAUUUCGUUAUCUGGGGCUCACUGAUCUUCUUUGUGGUAUUCUCCCUGCUGUGGGGUGGAAUCAUCUGGCCAUUCCUCAACUACCAGAGAAUGUACUAUGUGUUCAUGCAGAUGUUGUCCAGUGGCCCAGCCUGGCUCAGUAUAAUCCUUUUGAUAACAGCCAGUCUGUUGCCAGAUGUGGUGAAGAAGGUCAUAUGGAGGACACUGUGGCCCACCACUACUGAGCGCAUACAGAAUGCAGAUAAACUCUACAAGGGCCAGCUGUCUGAGUUCACCCCCUUGGCUUCCCUCCACGCUCCGUCUAAGGGUAGCAGCCACCGGCGAGGAUCGGAAAACCAAAGGAACCCUCGAAGGUCUGAACCCUUUACCAAGAAAGUCAUGUUCACACGCUGGCAAAAAGCGCCAGACUACUGCACCUUCACCCCCCUCCUCCGGUUUGCUGAUAGCUCCCGCCAUUCAAGGCAGGGGUACAAUUACAGCGGGGCCGGGCCUGAGACCUCAGUCUAAUUUAUUUCUUUUUCUCCGGGGUAUUUUUUUUAAAUCUUAUAUUCUAAUAUCAGAAACAAUGUCAUCCACAUGGAGUUACUCAGAUAAAUUGGUGGAAAGCAAUUUUGGAGCUUACUUACUUGCUUCGACGUUACUGAGUUGGAGUAAAAUAAUAAACAGUUGAGGAGACUGCAAUGCUAAGUGACCUUCAUAAUUUCUGUCAAGUUAGCAGCCAAGUGUGGCGCAAAGCACUGUUGGACGGCUCUGGAGUGGACCCCGUCGGCAGGGCCUGGUUCGCUGCCACAACGUGCAAAGGGCUCAGUGUAAUGAUGUCACAGCAAACAAACUGACUCGAGCUUGUGUUUCACAUGAAAAAAAUGUGCACUGGCCCUUUACGCCUGCCUGCCUUUGAUGGUAGCUGAAGUGUACUUUACUCUGAUUAUUAGGGUGUUUUAAUGGCUAUUGUGAUAAUCAUGCUGAUGUUCUAUGACCGGAAUGAUGAUAAUGAGGACGACUGUAGACGUGCUCGAGCUAGCUUAAGCUUUCUAUGAUCAAACAUUUUCUUGUCUUCAGUCGCUGCCAUCUGUCUUUAUUCCCUUCUGUCUGUUUUGCCUCUUUUUAGGACUAACUGGUGUUGCCUGUGUGCAAACAUGUUAUCCAGAAACACUGCUUAGGACUCUGGGAUCAGA
Pundamilia nyererei is the source of this 4447-nucleotide messenger RNA. RefSeq names its product ATPase phospholipid transporting 11A (gene atp11a). The coding region runs from base 147 to 3779 and encodes 1210 amino acids. Gene Ontology annotation, molecular function: ATP binding; magnesium ion binding; ATPase-coupled intramembrane lipid carrier activity. Gene Ontology annotation, cellular component: recycling endosome; endoplasmic reticulum; plasma membrane. Gene Ontology annotation, biological process: phospholipid translocation. The record is from RefSeq and is a predicted model, not a curated record. The transcript has 31 exons. Lineage: Eukaryota; Metazoa; Chordata; Actinopteri; Cichliformes; Cichlidae.